Messenger RNA from Malassezia pachydermatis, 393 nucleotides. RefSeq names its product peptidyl-trna hydrolase ii. The coding region runs from base 1 to 393 and encodes 130 amino acids. The transcript has 4 exons. The record is from RefSeq and is a predicted model, not a curated record. Gene Ontology annotation, molecular function: peptidyl-tRNA hydrolase activity. Lineage: Eukaryota; Fungi; Basidiomycota; Malasseziomycetes; Malasseziales; Malasseziaceae.
AUGAGUACACAUGUACAGCCCCUUGUAAUGCAGAUCAUUGUAGACCGUGACCUAGUCAAACAACCGGAAUGGACGACAGGCCCUCUGAUGGCCCAAGCUGCGCAUGCAGCUACGGCGGCCCUAGCUGAGUCAUGGAUGCAUGAAAAUACACGCGCCUACGUGAGCACGGACAAUUUGCCCCAUAUGCACAAGAUUGUCUUGCAAACGCCCAAAGGUGUGACUCUUACAGCAUUGUCGGAGCAGCUGCGAGGCGUCACCGAGCCAGACAUGCCAACGCACUACUUGUGGACCGAGCAGCCUGAGAACGUUCCUACUUGUCUUGCUAUCGCGCCCAAUCGCAAACCGGCGUGCUUGACGCAGAUUCUAAAGAAAUGUACAUUGCUACGUAGCUAA